AAUUCAGUGUAAAAGUUGCCGUCGCCUGAAAAUGUUGUGCACCGGAAAUUGAACAGCGGAUGUGAGUUGGCCGCCGGUGAAUGUUUUAGAGAGAAAAUCUUUGCAUAAUCAAAAUAUAGAAGUUAAUUACUACAAAAACCAAUAGUAUUAAUAAGCGCUAGAACAUAACGAAAGUAUUGUGAAUGAGUGCAAGUGAAUAUUGCAUUACUAACUAAUUUGUGAAUAAAAUAAUCUAUAAAUAAUUCGAGUUGAACACUCUUUUUUUGCAGAAUCUGUGCUGCAGCGUUGAAUAUGUUUUUUCUUGCUGCACACACAACACAUUACAAAUGAGCGAGAAGCCAAUGAGAACGCUUUGUGUAUGAACGACAGACUUACGCACUGUGUAACUGAAUGACCGAUUACCAGACUUAAUAGUGACUUGCUGGUUGACAGAUAGAACGACAGCCAGUCUGACGGACGGACUACCGCUCGGGCGAAUUGAGUGAGUGAAGUGAGUCUAUCUUAUUGACUGUGCGACAGCGAGAGAAAAUGAGCAAAACAAAAACAGCAAAGCAACAAACAACUAAUAAAUAAAUAUAUUAGGCGCUAGUGCUUUUAAUUCAUUGAAAAUACAGCUGGGUGGCGAUAGCAGCAGGGCAACAACAAAAAGGCGAAAAACACAUUGCACGCGUUAUCAGCGGCAAGUGAAACAAAAUGAAAAAUGUAAAGCAAAACAAAAACAAAUAAUAAUACUAUUAAGAAUAACAAGUGCAGCGCUUGUCGACAACAGCUACUCACUCUCCCAUACACACACACUUCAAUAUUUGUAUGUGCGUAGGUGUGUUUGUGCAUAAGCCAAUGUUGACAGCAAUAAAACAAAGUAAAUAAAUAAUUGAAGAAGUGUAGCGUUAAUGUGUCGAAACAGGAGCGAGUGUUUAAAAGAAAACAAAUGAAAUCGGUGUGAAAAUAAACAGGGAAUUGGCAGUGAAUUCACCAUCGGAAGAGCGCAAACAAAAAAUUUCAAAAGAGGCAACUAAACAAAACUGAUCGCAAAAGCUUAAGAAAUUUGAAAAUAUUUUCUAAAGCCAAACACAAUAAAUCUACUCUUAAUCUCUUUAUUAAUAUUUGUGGUAUUUGUACUUGUUAAAGUGUAAACAAUUUAAAAAAAAAUUAAUAUUUCGUAAUAGAGCUAAAAUAAUAAACUGUAAUGUGAUCAAGCCAAUUUUUCACUCAGUGGCCGCAAUUGAAUUAAAAGCGGAUUUGAAACGAAGAACAGAUUUGUUGAAUGUGUAAUCGAUGCCGCCGCAAACAGACAACACUCAUAUUGAGUACGCGAAAUCGACUUUACAAGUAAUAACCAGGCAAAAUUCAGCUUUCACGACCAGAUGUUUCUCAACAUACUUCAUUCCAACACUUAAAUUAUGAAGGAAAAUACAGUGAAUGUAAUGAAUCCAUUAAACAACAGUAAACCUGCAAUAAAAUAAUGAAGCUGUCAUUGGCGAACUAACUUUCGAUUCAUUGCGCAGCUGAAUGUAUUACUAUAGUUCCUCGAAUGAAUGAAGUUGUGCUAAUAUUAAUAUAUAUAGUAUAGAACAGUUGAGACAUUUAAUUCAAUAAUGUAGAGUAAAAAAAUAUUGAAAUUAAGAGGAUAAACUUAGCUCUACGGAUGAAAGCUGUUAAUAAAGCAACUUGUUGACUGAAGCAGCAGUUUCCCAGAAUUACCAACAAAGGCUCACGCUCGCCUUGCUCGACUAUCGAAAAUCAAAAUACAAAAUACAGAAACCCUGCAGCAACUGCAAGUAAAUCAGGAAGCGGCCAUCAAUUAUCUGCUUAGCAGCAGGUGCAAAGGAUAACAGUAAACCGACAGGAUAACCAGACAAUGAUUGCCAGAAUACAAAGCACAACAGGUUGCCAGUGAACGACCGAGGCGAGACGUGAGGUAUAUACUGGGCUCCUUUAUUGGUGUGAGUGAGAGUGGAAAUACGGCAGGCAACACUGCUAAAUUGGAUUAUAUCCAGAAGCAAGACUUUGUUCGAAGCAAAUACAUGAAUACUUACAGCAGUAGCAGUAUAGGUGUAUGCAAGUGGUCGCACAAUGGAACGUGCCGGAAGCACUAAGGCGUUAAAUGCAGCAAAUUAGACGCUCACAAAUGUCCAAAACUUGAACUGCAUAAAGCAACAAAUACAAAUUUGCCCAUUUAGAAGUUUUUGAAAAAAGUUUCCUUCUAUUGCAUGACAAGUUAAUCGCUUAUAACGGUGCGCUUAUAUACAAAUCGACUAACAUAUCUUAAGGCAAACGCAAUUACAGUGCACGCGUCGAUGACAUGUGAUUGAACGGCUAUUGAACCGGUUGUGUUGCUGCCGUCAAUGAUUCUUUCAAAUUUUACGUAUGAGCAGCAACAGCGACAACAACUACAGCAACAGCAACUACAACGCUCCACAUAUCCAAUUCAAGAUGACAGACACUUCAGUGACAACGGCAACAACAACAGUAACGCCCACAACAGCAACAACCACAUCGGCGAUUGGCUUUACGUCAGCUGGUGAUGUAACUGGCACAUUGCCCAAAAGCAAAGUGGCCACUGUCGAUGACCCAGCUGUCAGCAUAAAUAAAUCCUAUACAAAUGGUAACGCUCAUGUGGCGCAAUCGCCACCGCCACUUACAGUAAAAGCUGAGCAACACUCGAAUCGUAAUAAUAACAUUGGUGCGGAUGAUGCGGUGGGUGCAGACGACAUGUCAACCAGGAUGACCAGCAAUCAUUACUCGUGCGGUUCAAUUCAAUCACCCACAACAACUAUGACAGUGUCGCGCGGACGUAUGCACUCUGCGGACAAUGGCGGCACCUCGUCCAUCAGCACAAGUAAUUCGAUUUCCGCUUGCGAAAUGACGACUUUAGUGCAUUCGGCCGGCAGUAGCGCGGCCAAUACGGCACUCAACUCUCCAAUUAGCUGCAGCAGUCCAACUGCGAAUGCGACUACCACGGCGGCGGCUACGUGCAGUAACGGCGGGAAGGUAACACGUCGUGAAGCUACACAGCAAGAGGUGGACGAAGUGGCGCGAUUAUUCGAGGAAAAGCCGGAAGCUUUCGAGAAAUGGCUGAUGGAGCGUGCGCCUCCCGAGGCUUUGGCGCGCUUGCACGAGUUCAUCGAGUCACGUAAACCACCUAAACGGCCAUCCGUAACGUCUGAUCUCUUUCAGCAGUGGAUGGCAGCGUCGCCGGUACAGAAGCCUCAGUCCCGCUCACUGUCCACAUCCUCCGGCUACUCUGUAUUUGAUAGUCGACGUCACCUUAUGGAAUUGGAUGAAGGUGAACUAUUCAUGGAGUUGAUUCGUGAUGUGGCCAAUGAAUUGGAUAUUGAUGUGCUGUGUCAUAAAAUCCUCGUCAAUGUAGGACUGCUUACUCAUGCGGAUCGUGGUUCAUUGUUUCUGGCCAAGGGGCCGCCGAACAAUAAAUACCUGGUGGCGAAGCUCUUCGAUGUGACACAAAAAACAGCGCUCAAGGAUGCUGUGAAGAAGGCUAAGUCAGAGGAGAUACGUAUACCUUUCGGUGUGGGCAUUGCCGGUAUGGUGGCGCAAACAAAAGAGAUGAUCAACAUAAAGGAAGCAUACAAGGAUGCUCGUUUCAACUGUGAGAUUGAUUUAAAGACUGGCUAUAAAACGAAUGCAAUAUUAUCGAUGCCAAUAUGCAAUUACGAGGGAGACGUCAUAGGAGUGGCGCAGAUUAUUAACAAAACCAAUGGUUCCAUGGAGUUUGACGAGCAUGACGUUGAGAUUUUCCGUCGUUAUCUAACCUUCUGUGGCAUCGGCAUACAAAACGCACAACUAUUCGAAAUGUCCGUCCAGGAAUAUCGGCGCAACCAGAUACUUUUAAGUUUAGCACGAAACAUAUUCGAGGAGCAAAAUAAUUUGGAAUGCUUAGUGACUAAAAUUAUGACCGAAGCGCGAGAGCUGCUUAAAUGUGAGAGAUGUGCUGUGUUUUUGCUCGAUUUGGACUGCUGUGAGGCGAGUCAUUUGGAGAAAAUAAUUGAAAAACCAAGUCAACUGCAAAGUCGUCUAAAUCGCGCCAUCAAAGGCGUGGAUGAAAAUGAAAGAGAUGACAAACAAAUGUCCCGCGCGCGCUUCACAGUGCUCUUCGAGCUCGGCGCCUCCAACCAGUCGGCCAAUAUUUCGCGGCCCUCCGUUAAUGAUUUGUGCAAUUCCACUUUGGCGCAGAUUGCGCAAUUUGUUGCAACCACCGGCCAGACUGUAAAUAUCAGCGAUGUGCAUGAGUGGGUACGAGAGCAUAAUCAAAUACGUACCGAGAAUGAAAUUGACGCGACUAAGGCGAUCUUGUGUAUGCCCAUAGCGAAUGCGCAGAAGACGGUGAUUGGUGUUGCGCAAUUGAUUAAUAAGAGCACGGGUCUGCCCUUCACCGACUCAGAUGUCUCAAUUUUCGAGGCUUUUGCCAUAUUUUGCGGUCUAGGCAUACAUAAUACCCAAAUGUAUGAGAACGCUUGCAAAUUAAUGGCGAAACAGAAGGUAGCUUUGGAGUGUUUGUCUUAUCACGCGACUGCCAGCGCAGAUCAAACCGAAAAGCUGGUCAACGAUAAAAUUGAAUCAGCUGAAGAAUAUGAUUUAUAUAGUUUUAAGUUUAUUGACUUUAAUCUCUGUGAUGAUGAUACUUGUCGCGCCGUCUUGUGCAUGUUUAUGCAAUGUAAUCUAGUCUCAAAAUUUCAAAUACCCUACGAAGUCCUUUGUCGUUGGGUGCUGAGUGUACGCAAGAAUUACCGUCCCGUUAAGUAUCACAAUUGGCGUCAUGCACUCAAUGUGGCACAAACAAUGUUCGCCAUGCUGAAGACUGGCAAGAUGGAACGUUUCAUGACUGAUUUGGAGAUAUUGGGUCUUUUGGUGGCCUGCUUAUGCCAUGAUUUGGAUCAUCGUGGUACAAACAAUGCAUUCCAAACAAAAACCGAGUCACCACUGGCCAUUUUGUACACUACCAGCACAAUGGAGCAUCAUCACUUUGAUCAGUGUGUAAUGAUUUUGAAUUCGGAAGGAAAUAAUAUAUUUCAGGCUCUCUCGCCCGAAGAUUACCGUUCAGUUAUGAAUACCGUGGAAAAUGCCAUACUUUCAACCGAUCUCGCGAUGUAUUUCAAAAAGCGCAAUGCCUUUCUGGAGCUUGUCGAAAACGGUGAAUUCGAUUGGCAGAGUGAGGAGAAGAAAGAUUUGCUCUGCGGCAUGAUGAUGACUGCCUGCGAUGUGAGCGCCAUAGCUAAGCCUUGGGAGGUGCAACAUCGCCUGGCUAAACUGGUAGCGGAUGAGUUCUUCGAUCAAGGUGAUCUUGAGAAACUACAGUUGAAUACACAACCAAUUGCCAUGAUGGACCGCGAGCGCAAGGACGAGUUGCCCAAAAUGCAAGUGGGUUUCAUAGACGUCAUUUGUUUGCCGCUCUAUCGUGUGCUUUGCGACACUUUCCCUUGGAUAACUCCAUUGUAUGAGGGUACCCUAGAGAAUAGACGUAAUUGGCAAGAUUUGGCCGAGAAAGUGGAAAUGGGUCUUACUUGGAUAGAUCACGACACCAUCGAUAAACCAGUGGAAGAAUUUGCCGGCUGUGCCGACGAAGAGAUAAAAGAUAUUGAAUUCACCGUAACAACACUCAAUUGUCAUCCGCAUCAACAGCAUGGAGAUGACGCUUCCACACCGGAGCAUCAUCGUGGUAGCACACGACUGAGCAUCAAAAAGACGGGCGCGCUUGGCAAAGCAGUGCGUUCGAAAUUGACGAAAACGCUCUACAACAGCAUGGAUGGCGUGAAACAGAAAUCUUCAUUUAAGCUACUGGACUCACAUGUAAGCGAGGAUCUAGAUGAUAAGAGUCCAACGAGUCCCUCGCAGUCAGUGGUGGCAGGUCCUGGUCAUAUUUCCGCAUCGUCAUCCACAUCUUCGGCAGGUACUGUCAGCACAACCGACAAGUCAAAGAAGCGCUCCAAGUUGUGUUCGCUGUUGUGACGAAAACCAUCCAAUUAGAAUUUGGUGACCUCCACCGACAAGCACUACAGCGGUGGAGGGUCGACCGAUGUCUAAUUGGAGUUAAAGCCUAAAUUAAAUAGGUUUAGACGUAAGGGAGCAACCAACACUUUUGUGUAAAAGUGAGAAAUUUCACAGUUAGAGGCGGAUAACCAACAAUCUAAACUAAAAUCAAAAUCUUUUGAGCAAAACAUAAUAUUUACAAAGUUGCAACAAAAAUCAAAAAUAAAUCCAAAGAUAUACUAUUAGUCCAAUUUAGAGGCAUAAGGAAUGUUGCAAAAAGCUUAUAUAGAAGUGGAUAGUGUAGUAUGUUAUUAAGAGGUGAAUAAACAGUGCAAUUAUGUAUAAUUGUAUAUUAGGCAUAUUAAAUGUGCUAAUUAGUAAAGAUUUGUUGCCGUUGAGAAGUCCACUUUCGUGGCGUAAAUUAUGAUGUGGAAUUUCAUAUUUGGGUUUUCCGCAAAGCGCCCGAAAGUAUGCAAACUGAUAUGAAGGCCAUUGUAUAACCAGAUUCACUAUAGUCCAAGAGCUGACAUGAAGUCGAAUAUAUUUGAAAAUUCUUGUCUUAAAAGUUUGAAAAAAGGAUAUUUCGAACUACCACUACCAAAAUAAAUAACAAUUUAUGCAGUACAUAUGCACCUAGUACAUACAAACAUAUGUAUGUACGCAAAACAUGUGACUUUAAUAGAACUCAAUUUUAAAUAAAAGCUAGUAGCGUUUCCGCUUUGUGUAGAGUGAACACACACAAACUUAUGUGUAUGAAUGUAUUUUUUUAUUUAACGGUAAGCUAGUCAAAUUUUCAUUAAGCAAAUGUAUACAGAUAUGGGAGCAAUAUUGCUUUGGAAGUGUGAGUCUUUAUUCUAGUCGUAUCACAUACCAACUACACUUUGCAUUAAUUUGAUAUUAACUUUACAAGCUUUAGAUAUACUAAUAGAGCGUUAAUUAGGCAACUUGCAAUUUACAUAGAAAGCAAAGCGAGCACAAGUGGCAAUUAAAGAGCGAAGCAUUACUUUAUAAUGGUUUAUGGGAGCAAACAAACAUUUUUGUCUGUAUGUUUGUAUAUAUGUAUGAGAUUGUGCUCGCAUAAACACACUUUGAAGCUGCAACACGCAACUGGCGGCGCAUGCGGCAACUACUUUGAUAGCAAUACACACUGAUAAUGAUAUUUAUGGCAUCUCAAAUAUAAAUAAAUAGAAAAAAUAUAUAUGUA
Molecule: messenger RNA, 7189 nt
Organism: Zeugodacus cucurbitae (melon fly)
Lineage: Eukaryota; Metazoa; Arthropoda; Insecta; Diptera; Tephritidae
Product: cGMP-specific 3',5'-cyclic phosphodiesterase
Exons: 16
Coding region: 2368-5964 (1198 amino acids)
Biological process (GO): signal transduction
Molecular function (GO): protein binding; 3',5'-cyclic-nucleotide phosphodiesterase activity
Source: RefSeq, a predicted model, not a curated record